GCAAUUUGGCAUUGGCCUCCCACCACUUGACCACCCCGCCCGUCCUCUUCUGCGCCGCAAGCGCUUCGGCUGCUGCUGCUGACGGCGGCCGCCGUCCCGUAGCGAGUGCAGACGCCGAGUCGCCAGGAAGGAAAGCAGCAAGGCAGGUGAGGAAGAAGAAGAACAGGAGGGGAUGGCGGCAAUGCCGGCGGUUCUGCUGCUCCUCCUGGUGGCCGCGCUGGUCGCCCCCGCCGCCGCCCGCAUUCCCGGCGUGUACGGCGGCGGCGACUGGCAGAGCGCGCACGCCACGUUCUACGGCGGCAGCGACGCCUCGGGCACCAUGGGCGGCGCGUGCGGGUACGGCAACCUGUACAGCCAGGGGUACGGCGUGAACAACGCGGCGCUGAGCACGGCGCUGUUCAACGAGGGCCUGAGCUGCGGCGCCUGCUUCGAGAUCAAGUGCGAGAACCAGCCCGGGUGGCGGUGGUGCCGCCCCGGGAGCCCCUCCAUCCUGGUGACGGCCACCAACUUCUGCCCGCCCAACUACGCGCUCCCCUCCGACAACGGCGGCUGGUGCAACCCGCCCCGCCCCCACUUCGACCUCGCCAUGCCCAUGUUCCUCCACAUCGCCGAGUACCGCGCCGGCAUCGUCCCCGUCUCAUACCGCCGGGUGCCGUGCCGGAAGUCCGGCGGCGUGCGGUUCACCAUCAACGGCUUCCGCUACUUCAACCUGGUGCUCAUCACCAACGUUGCCGGCGCCGGCGACAUCGUGCGCGCGAGCGUGAAGAGCUCCAGCACCGGGUGGCUGCCCAUGUCCCGGAACUGGGGCCAGAACUGGCAGUCUAACGCCAUCCUCGUCGGCGACGCGCUCUCCUUCCGCGUCACCGGCAGCGACCGCCGCACCUCCACCUCCUGGAACGUCGCCCCGCGCAACUGGCAGUUCGGCCAGACCUUCGAGGGCAAGAACUUCAGGGUCUGAUGCCCGUGAACAUCAUCAUCUUCCUCCUCGCCGCCGGCGUGUGAUUCGGAUUCAGCUACAAGUGAGAAAAAAAAGAAGCUAAUGUCUUCUCAUACGUAAUUAGUAUAGUCAUUAAGCGUGUGUCAGGGUGGGAAUGUCCGUUCAAGUUCGCGCCUUCUCGCCUUAAUCCGUGGUCCAGGUCCUCUCUGAAAGGAAGCUUUUUCUUCUGAGCAAGGGGGCAAAAGGAGGGUAAAGUCUAGAGUCAGUUAGGGUAAAUUUGUCGUCACAAGUCACAACUACUCUACUGCAAUAGUGUGCUUGUGACUACCAAGUGUGGUUAUGGAUCUUGUUUGUGGUUAAGCCUUGCUUUUGGGGUGAUUUCUGUCGGAACACUGGCUGAAGUGGCUGCCAAGCUGCAGAGCUCAAAGCUAUGUGCGGUGAGUGUAGCCCGCAGCUGCUUGUUCCUCCUCCAUCCCGUGUCAUCUAUCUCCAUGACACGACGUGUUGGUAUCUCUUAUCAUGAGCCUGAAUUUAAGUAAGGUGAUUAGACUGGUAACAAGGUUGCUACUACUGUUUGCUUUUCUUU
Panicum virgatum (switchgrass) is the source of this 1523-nucleotide messenger RNA. Its product is annotated as expansin-A7. The transcript has 3 exons. Gene Ontology annotation, biological process: plant-type cell wall organization. Bases 173 to 958 code for a protein of 261 amino acids. The record is from RefSeq and is a predicted model, not a curated record. NCBI's taxonomy places the organism in Eukaryota, Viridiplantae, Streptophyta, Magnoliopsida, Poales, Poaceae. Gene Ontology annotation, cellular component: extracellular region.